Raphanus sativus (radish) is the source of this 608-nucleotide messenger RNA. RefSeq lists its product as uncharacterized. The transcript has a single exon. The record is from RefSeq and is a predicted model, not a curated record. NCBI's taxonomy places the organism in Eukaryota, Viridiplantae, Streptophyta, Magnoliopsida, Brassicales, Brassicaceae. The coding region runs from base 116 to 553 and encodes 145 amino acids.
CCUUUCUCUCUCUUUCAUAAAUUCAUUCAUUCGUUAUAAAUAUAAUAUCUCCCUCAAUAUACAAAUACAGAAACAAAUAAACUUACAUAUUGAUCAAAGAGAUUGUGUGUCUGUGAUGGAGAUAACGCCGAAGAGGUAUUGGAGAAGGUGGAGAGGAUACGAGAAGCUUGAUGGGUCAUCAACGGUGGAAAGAAGGAAUGGAAAACGGGUCAAAAUGGAUCCGACCCGCAAGAAACGCUUAUGGAGGAUCAAGAUAAUGCCGAAACUGAGGAUCCUCAGAAGAGCGUCCCCUAAGAAGCUUCUCAUUUGGUUACGCGAUUCUUAUGUUAAUAUGAUGAUGAGGUUGGCGAACUCACGGGUCGUAGGAGCUUCUGGAUACGGUGGAUCCGGUUUUGGAUCGGGUCGGAUGAAAGAGUAUGAUGAGAAAGUGCUCGUGGAGAUUUACAAGUCCAUAUUGAUGGCGCAGGCGCAGGGGAAUCUCGUGCAACGCGACACGGCUAGCAAGCUUCCUUCUGAACCAGUGGUUGUAUCUGUCUCUCCUGUUGUUCAGUAAUUUUUAAAAUCACAACAAUUCUCCUUUUUCCUUAUAAUAAAAGAUAAUUAUAAUU